Molecule: messenger RNA, 1989 nt
Organism: Penicillium soppii
Lineage: Eukaryota; Fungi; Ascomycota; Eurotiomycetes; Eurotiales; Aspergillaceae
Exons: 2
Coding region: 1-1989 (662 amino acids)
Biological process (GO): intracellular signal transduction; mitotic cell cycle
Cellular component (GO): cytoplasm; nucleus
Molecular function (GO): histone H3T3 kinase activity
Source: RefSeq, a predicted model, not a curated record
AUGUCGACACGAUCACCCUCCCCAUUUUCGGGCCACGCGACAAUGGAGUCCAAUUCCAAAAAGUCCGUCGCACAGAGAAGAGUAUACGGGAAACGCAGAGCGAAUGCGCCCAGGGCGGUGUUCGACGGAAGUCCAGCCAGAGAAGCUACAUCUAAGAAGUUUGUAAAUGUCGACCCUGUGAAGAGCAUACAAACCAAAUUGGCCGAAGUGACGAUCGAUGAUAUGACCCCUCAAGAGGAGGUUUCAGAGCCACCCAAGUGCGAGGAUGAGGAAGAAGAGUCGAUUGAGCCUACUAGCCAGCAAUCAAGUCUCUCUUCGGCAGUGGAUUCUCCUGAUACCGAGGCAACUGAAUCAUCUGUCAAAUCAUCUUCAGGGAAGACGAAGAGAACUCAAACAAUGAUGGAAGUCAGGAUAUACAACAAAUCCUCAAAAGAGCCACUCGAAGCCACUGCAGAGGCUACAGAUACCAAUUCAGAGCCGUCAACCACAUCCGAAGCUACAGACGCUCUAUUCGAACCCACACAGUCUACAACGGAGCCAUUAAGCACAGCACAAGAUCCCACGGACGAGGAUCAAGAAAAGCUCAACGCCUUGGAAAAAAGGCGAGCGGUGAGGAAAAAGGUCCCCGCUUCCAGGCGCUCAUCUGGAGUGGUCCACGACAACAAAGCCAGCGAAUAUGUUCGCCCGAUCCUUAAUGAAGCACUAUCACCAAUUGCGGCACAAAGCAUCCAAAAGUUCGGCUCGUGGGCUUCACGCUCGGCAAACAUGUUCGACGUUGCAAAAUUGGCAGAAGGAUCUUACGGUGAAGUAUACAAGCUUCAUUUGCGCGAUGAAGCAUUUCGGCCAGUGGUAUCGAAAUCCAAACUGGCGAAAUUGAAAUCCUAUGGCGACGGUGUUUUCAAGGUCGUACCCCUGCGGGCGAAGAGCGGUCCGGGAUCCAAAAAGUUCACCAGUAUCGAGGAGAUCGUCUCCGAAGUCAAGAUGCUCAAAUACCUGGACCCGGUUCCUGGGUUUGCUCGCUUCAGAGAAAUCCACGUUGUGCAAGGCCGUUUCCCCGAAUCCUUCCAGAAUGCGUGGGACCACUAUAAGAAGACCAAGAACGACUGCAUGAAUCCUAACCCCUCCAAUAAAAGAGCAUACCCCGACACGCAGCUUUGGGCAGUCAUAGAAAUGGACGACGCAGGUUGCGAACUAGAGAAAUUUACUUGGUCUUCUAUCUUCCAAAUCUACGAUAUCUUCUGGGGCGUGGCGAUGGCAUUAGCCCGAGCAGAGGAAUAUGCCAUGUUUGAGCAUCGAGAUCUGCAUUUGGGCAAUGUCUGUAUUCGUUCCACUCGCGAAGACGGCUGUAUGGACCCUCCAACCGAGCACGAUGUCGCGCGCCAAUGUUCAUCCAGCGGUUUUGGAAUCAGCGCGCUUGAAACCACCAUCAUCGACUACUCACUUUCUCGCGCGGACCUUUUGCUCAGCGACGACCCCAGUGGACUCACUGAGAUUGCAUCGUCGGAUCUGGACAAGAAGCAGUUGUUCGAUGCUAUUGGUGAGGAUGAAGAUGAGAUCAUGCAGCGAAACACCUACAGAUAUAUGCGUGCAACCCUCUACUCUGGCAAUCCCACCGAAACAGAGAAACUCCCCGACAUUCCCGGCAUUUGGGCUGAGUACUCUCCUCGCACAAACUUGGUGUGGCUAUUAUUCUUGCUUCAGAGUCUUCUCAAGAAUAGAAAACCUGAAGCUCAGCCCCAGCGCAAAGCUCUUGCUCCUUGCUCGCCAAACACGAAGACCUUGAAAUCAACUGGCGAUUCAUUGAAAGCACCUAAAACCAAGCCUCUGCAAGGUGGUAUCUCUCGUCUCAAAAAUACCCUUGAGGAUAGACUGAAGUCCGUCCUUGAACUACUUGAUUUGGAGACUGGUCACGAAGACAUGUGCUGUGCGGCAGAUCUAGUUGCAUACGCCAUGGACUCCCAGUGGCUAGGCGAAGAGGACUUUUUCUGA